UCGAAACUGUCGAGUACAGUUGUUGCAUAGUCAAUUGGUGACAUAUCGUCUGUAUAUAAUUUCACAUGUUCAUGUUUUUAUAAACAUUUUUCACAUUCCACCGAAGUUAGAUUGCAGCCCCGAUAACCGUCGUCACUCUGUUUUGCAAUGGACGAUAGCGUUGCGGAUGUUUCAGAGCACUUGGACUCUAGCGACACUGAAGAAUUCACGCCCGGCAAAGUACUUCAAGACAUUGAAAAUGCUUGGUUGAACGAAAAAUUUGCACCGGAGAUAUUACCUCAUCAGUCAGAGCUCGUUGAUUGUAUGCUCGAACAGAUUUCGCACAUGGAACAAAACAUGACAAAACUGAAAAAGGGUGACAUCAGGCUAGCUAUUCAUAAGAUGGAAAUUGAUAGAAUACGAUUUGUUAUAACAAGUUACCUGCGAACGAGAUUAGAAAAAAUUGAACAAUACACCAUACACAUUUUGUCGGAAGAUGACAAAAAGAGUCCGGAAGAAUCUUACCUAACUCCAGGCGAACGCAAGUUUGCCAAAGAAUACUUGGCCAGUAUUGAAACACUUUUCACAACGGUCGCGCUUCAACACAUGCCUGUUAAUUUUCAAGAGUUCGAAAUUGACAAACUUACUGUCAAACCAAAUUUGAACAGUCACGUCUUUCUGCGAGUUAACAAACCUGUGCAAGGAAUCAUCUUACCUGGAUCGGCAAAUGAUGAAAUAGAUUUGACGGUUGGUGCGCAGCGCCUUAUUCAAUACCAGCCAAUCGCAAGCCUAGUCAAAGAAGGAGCAGUUCAAUUAAUAUAGAUGUCACAUAACACGUCUUGUUGGACUUUCAAGUUGAAAAUGAUAGAUAAUCUAGUUAUAACAAUACUGAAAAGAAAAAUGAUCAAAUAAUAAUUUCAACACUACAACUAAUGUUUUGAACGUUAGCUUUUGUGAAUAAAGUAGAAUGAAAUCACUACCGUGAGAGUUAAAACUUCAGAAGUUUAGUUAUCAAGUAUUUUACUAGAAUAAAAUUUCAUAGCAUCCUUAAAGUGAAUAAAGCUCACUGUUUUUACAAACUUCAAAUAAUAAUAGUGUUCGUUAUUCGAAAAUAUAGAUUUUCCAUUCAUAAUUUCUGCUAGGUUGCACAUCUAUAAUAUUUAUUAAUAUUGUGUAAGAUGCACAAUACAGUUGACCGUAAAGAGAUACAAAACAUUAAAAUUAGUAUAUUUUUUUAGUUGUGAAGUAACUUUCUGUUCUUCAAAUUAGAUUAAGUAGAUGCAUUUUAUUAAUUCAAUGUAUUUCAUUAUUUGAUAUUUCCAAUAUUUCCGCUACCUGGGCUGUAUCAUAAUGAUACUUAUACUGUGAUCAAUUAUGUCAAUAUACAUUAAUAAAGUCCGUAAAGAAUGAUUAAGGAUGAUCAGAAAUGGUUAAAAGCACAAGAUAAUUUUGGCUACAUGUACUAUAACCGUCUCACAAAACUGUAAGUGAAACUUGAAUGUUCCAGCUUCAGAAAGUCCAAAGCCUGUCAUUUAAUUGUACAACUUCUUAGCGUAGCUUUGAUAUAAUUUAUGUGAUUUGUAUCUUCUAAUCUGUUAUAUUCUAAUCAUCAAUUGUGCCUUAUAUAAUUCAAUUGUA
Messenger RNA from Diprion similis, 1617 nucleotides. RefSeq names its product DNA replication complex GINS protein SLD5 (gene Sld5). Gene Ontology annotation, biological process: DNA-templated DNA replication; double-strand break repair via break-induced replication. The coding region runs from base 148 to 801 and encodes 217 amino acids. The transcript has a single exon. The record is from RefSeq and is a predicted model, not a curated record. NCBI's taxonomy places the organism in Eukaryota, Metazoa, Arthropoda, Insecta, Hymenoptera, Diprionidae. Gene Ontology annotation, cellular component: GINS complex.